Messenger RNA from Uranotaenia lowii, 6319 nucleotides. Its product is annotated as vitellogenin-A1-like. Gene Ontology annotation, biological process: lipid transport. Gene Ontology annotation, molecular function: lipid carrier activity. The record is from RefSeq and is a predicted model, not a curated record. The transcript has 3 exons. The coding region runs from base 98 to 6253 and encodes 2051 amino acids. Lineage: Eukaryota; Metazoa; Arthropoda; Insecta; Diptera; Culicidae.
ACAUCUUCUCCUGUUCAUCGGAGAACAGUUGGAAGAUUGAAUACCUCAAGUUGGAAUAAAUAAAACUGAUCAAGUGAAAAAGUGAAAAGAAUUCGAGAUGUGGUUUAACUUCGUUCUCAUCCUUUUGGUGGGAACCUGCUUUGCCGAAAAGGCAAGCAAUGAAAACUUCAAGUACGCUGAUGUAAUCCAAGGUGGUGCCAAGCAGUACCACGGAGAUCACCUCGCAUGGGAACCAAACCAGGUUUAUGUCUACAAUGUCACCACGAAAACCAUGACCGCCUUGCCCGAUAUUACUGAACAGUGGACCGGAGUGCUCACUCGGGCUAAGAUGAUUAUCAGCCCAAAGAGCGACGGCUAUGUCGUUGGCUGGAUCGAACGGCCUCUGUAUGCCCAAGUCAACGAAAAACUUCCGGAAGGACACAGGACCAACCCAGCCUCCCUGAAACUUUCCUGGAAAUCCAUGCCCCUGAGCACGAAGCCUUUCGGUAUCAAGUACAAGAAGGGAGCCAUCAAGGGUCUGUAUGUGGAGAAGACUAUUCCGAACCACGAAGUGAACAUCCUGAAGUCGUACGUCAGCCAACUGCAGGUCGAUCUGCUGGGAGCCAAUUUGAUCAAGUCCAAGUACAAUCAAUUGCCCGAAAAUGAAACCAUCACCGCUGUCUACUCUACGAUGGAACCAUCGAUUGCUGGCGAAUGCGCUACCUUGUACGAUAUCAACGCUAUCCCUAAGUACAAGAUCCAAUCGCACAAGGAAUGGGUUCCCCAACCUCAGUACCUGCAGGAAAAUGACCAAAUCUUGGAAGUCGUUAAGUCCCGGAACUUCAGCAGCUGCGAGAGACGCAUGGGAUAUCACUUCGGUAUCACUGGUGCCUCGAACAUCAAGCCAAACAUCAACCAAAUGGGCAACAUUCUGAACAAGAAUGCCGUCAGCCGUAUUUUUGUUACCGGAAACCCAUGGAACUACACUAUCCAGUCAUCGACUACGGUUAGCAAAAUUGUUGUGAGCCCAUCUUUGGUCAGCAAGCAAAACGCCAUGGUCGUUGCUCAGGUUAACGUUACUUUGAGCCAGAUCAAGAAAGCCUCUCGCGAACCAAUGGCCCCAGCAGAAGAUCGUGCCGUAUUCGUCGGACUGGUCUACAGCUACAACCUUCCAGAAGACAAAGACAACCACGUUCGUCCAGAGCAGGAGAACUCAUCUUCUUCUUCCUCCUCCUCAUCUUCCUCUUCCUCUUCCUCUUCGUCAUCUUCCUCUUCCUCCUCCUCCUCUUCGUCUUCGGAAUCUUCGGAUUCCAGCUCUUCCAGCUCAGAAGAAAAGGACAACGCUAAAAUCAGCCCAGCCGAACAAUACAAAGACGAUCUGAAGAUGGCUGGUAGUAAACUACUGCUUCGCAGAACUCGUGAUUUGAACGCCCAGAAGGAAAAGAAAUACUACGAAGCCUACAAACAGGAUCAGUACCGUCUGAGCCGUAAGAACGAUACCUCAUCCGAUUCCAGCAGCUCCGAUGACUCCAGCUCUUCGUCAUCAGAGUCUUCCGAAAAACGCCGCACCAAGCAAAACCCAUCUGCAUCUUCUUCUUCUUCUUCCUCUUCAUCGUCUAGCAGCAGCUCUUCCUCUUCCAGCAGCUCAUCGUCUUCCGAAUCCCUGAGCAACAGCGAUGAAUUCUACCAACCACGACCGGAUAACAUGAAGGAAGCCCCUGCUAGCCCUCUGCUUCCGUUUGCUACCGGCUACAAGGGCGGAAACGUGCAGAAUGCUCGCAACGUAGACGCCUUCCGAGUUGUUCCAGAAAUGAUCAACAAAAUCGCCAAGGAACUGCAGAACCCUUCAACCAUUCCCAAAUUCAACACCCUGGCCAAAUUCAACACCGUUACCCGUCUUAUCCGCACCAUGGAUCACCAACAGCUUUACGAUAUUGCCCAGAAAUUGUUCGUUUCGGAGAAGGAACGCUCCAAUGGAGAUAACCACAGCGAAAAGUUCGCCAUCCGCGUCGACAGCUGGAACGUACUUCGUGAUGCUCUGGCCGAAGCUGGUACUCCUCCUGCUUUCACCGUCAUCAAGCAAUACAUCGAAGAGAAGAAACUGCGUGGAAUCGAAGCUGCCACCGUCGUUGCUACUCUUCCCAAGAGCCUCCACUUCCCAACCGAAACCCAGAUGCAUGAGUUCUUCCUCAUGGCUACCUCAUCUGCUGUUCAGCACCAAGGACCCCUCAACGCUACCGCUCUGCUUGCCGUUACCGAUUUCUUGAACCGUGCUCACGUCAACAACCGAUCUGCUGUCAAUUAUUACCCAGUCAACAGUUUUGGACGUAUGGCCGAUGCUAAGUACAAAAUUGUGGCCCACAAAGUCAUCCCAUGGUUGGCCCAUCAGCUGCGCGAUGCCGUUAAGGAAGCUAAGAGUGAACAAAUCCAGGUCUAUGUACGUGCUCUCGGUAACCUUGGACACCCAGAAAUCUUGAACGUCUACGAACCUUACCUGGAGGGAAAGAUCCCAGUCACUGAUUUCCAGCGUUUUGCCAUUGUCAUGUCUCUGGAUCGUCUGGUCGAAAACUACCCGAAGCUUGCUCGCACUAUCCUCUACAAGAUUUACCAAAACACCGCUGACACCAAUGAGGUCCGUAGCGCUGCUGUUCUGCUUCUGAUGCGCACUUCCCCACCGGUUUCGAUGCUGCAACGUAUGGCUGAACAAACCAGCGAAAGUGAUGCUCAGGUCAGCGCUUUGGUCAAAAGCUUGAUUGAAUCUGCUGCUGAGGCUGAGGAUUACGACGAGAACUCUGAAUUGAUCCAGAACGCCAAGGCUGCUGUGAAUAUGUUGAACCCAAUCGAUUUCGGUCUUCAGCAUUCUUAUGCCACUCUGCGUAGCUAUGCUCUCAAGGAAAUGGAUCUGUCCUACCGUCUGCAAGCCGGUCUAAUCGCAUCAAACAACCACCCGGUUCCGACUGGAGCUGUUUGGCAUUUGCACAAGAACCUCGGAGGAUUGAAGAAGAUCUCUUCCUACCAUUACAUCGUGUCCAACAUGGAUGCUUUGUUCGAUCUUUUGGACAAUAAAAUUGCUUCCAUCAAAGAACAAACCAGAAUCAUGCUGAGAAACCGUAAAAACAAGGAAGAACAAGACAAGGUCAACAGGAAGUACGGACCGAAAUCUGAGCAACCCUGGUCCACUGAAAGAAUCGCUAAACUUUUGAACAUUGAUCCAGAGGAUGUCGAACAAGUUGAAGGUCAGGUUCUGUUCGAGCUCUUCAACGCUCCUCAUCUCUUUGCUUUCGAUAACAGCACCAUUGAACAGAUUCCAUCUCAAGUGCGAAAGGUUAUGAAGGACCUGAAACACGGAGUCACCUUCAAUGCCACCAAGAUCUACCAGGACAAUACCAUGGUCGUUGCCAUGCCAUUGGAAACUGGUUUCCCGUUCACUUUUGUUCUCCAAGUUCCAACUCUGGUUAAGCUUGAAAUCGAAGCCAGCGCAGAAACUUCCCCGGAUGUUGCUGAACGCCCUGCCGGACAUCCUGAAAACGAUAACGAUGAUCAUGUCCACGUUCCAUUCCUCGCCAAUGUUACUGCUGAUAUCAACGCUGUGUUCUCCCGCAUGCUCGACGCUAAGGUCGGAUUCAACACUCCAUUCGAUCACCAGCGUUAUAUUGCCGGUUUCCAAAAGAAGCAACACUUCAACCUCCCAUUGAGCCUCAAUGCCAAAUUUGACCUGUUGAACGACAACUACGAAAUCAACUUCCAACCUUUGGAACCCAAGAAGGAUGUUCUUAUCGCUCACGCUAGCUCCUGGCCAUACACUGUUUACAAGGACAUCACUGACCUCCGCCCAGUUGCCGAUAUCCCGACUGCCAAGAUCCUCCACGAUUCAGAGGCCAGCCCCAAAUCGUUUGAGAAAACCAUCGGUGAACACAUUACCGGAUUUGCUCUGCGCGUUCAAGCUAAACACGACCAGCCUGCCUUCGAUAUGGCUUACAUUGCCGAACGUAUCCAGGAGCAUGAUUUCAUUUCUGCUUUGUCUUAUCCAUUCGCUUCCCAAUCUUAUCAUUACCAUCAGUUGAAUUUGUGGUACGACGCCCAGCGCACCGCUGUCAAAAAUAUCAAAUUCACCGUCCAGUCCAAGACUGUUGAUGAAACUCAAGACUUUGAGCGCUCUGAAAUCAAGCACCCGAAGGCACGUCACGGUUAUGAUGGGUUAUUCAACGAAUUAAAUCUGGCUCACCCGGUCGUGUUCAGCCCGGCUAGCAGCCGUCGCCAAGAACAGUUCUUGAAGAACGCUGGAGCUGGAAUUCGCAACAGCCAAGGCCGUGUUGUCGAUAUCGGACUUGAGUUCGAAGGACAUUCCCAGAAGGCCGAGUUCGUCCUGACUGUAUCCAACGCUGAAUCUGUGGUCGAUGAAAAAUCACGCCUUUUGGUGUUCGCUUCAGCUAGCCCGUACCUUGCCGUCGGUUCUCAGAAACAAGGACAAAUUUGCCUGAACUUGUCCCAGAAAUAUCCCAACGUACCAAUGUUGAACUUCUUGAACGCUUUGAACAAUGAUGUAGAAUCUUCGAUGAACGUUGAACUCGCUUUCGGCGAAAAGUGUCAAGGCGGUGCCCUGGUAUCCGUUAAAUCUAAACUGCACCAAACCGAUACCUACCGUCAUGAGCUCCGUAUUUCCAAGAUCGGCCAACAAUGCAAGGAACAGAUGGACCAAGGAUACUUCCAGCUUCCCGAAUGCCAGAACGUCACUCGUCAAGCAAGCUAUCUCAAUGAAUAUACCUUCGACGUUGACUUCAAGGACGUUCCUGCUUACGCCCGUCAGGCUACUCACAAGCUAAUUAACUGGAUUCUUGCUAUGGUUCCACUGCGUAUUGCUGAAGAUGUUAUCAGCCACGAGGGAAAACAUAACCAGGCUCAGCUCAAGAUUGACCUUGCUCCACGUGCUGAUUACGCCAACAUCACCUUGAUCACCGAAAACCGUAAGAUUGAAAUCGAACAACAGCCAAUCCGUAGUGAAUGGAUGAAAUACCUAAUGCUGGUGCACCCUGCCCUGGACUGGAACGAACGAGUCGCCACUUACGCUUACCGUGGACAGAUGAACCCAUCUUGUACGGUGUCUCCUAAAUACAUCAACACUUUCGAUGGCCGCACCUACGAUUACAACACUGGAAGCUGCUGGCACGUGGCUGUCCACACCGUCAAGCCGGAUCUGACUGUUGGAUCUCCACACUCGCACUUCUAUCGAUCGGACGAAGAGAAGCGUUGGAGCAACGGAUUCGAAAACCACGAACAGGUCACCAUUUUGACCCGCACCGAUGAAAACAAGCAGCAACGUUUGAAGGUCAUUGUGGGCCAGAACUGGCGUCUGGAUUUGAAUGUUGAGAUCAUUCCAAACGGAGCUGAAGUUCCUCAGGUGAUCGUUGAUGACAAACCACUGCAAGUUCAGGAGAAACAUACCAUCCCAAUGUACACUCACGAUGGAAGCAAACAGCCAGCUCUGCGCGUUCAUGCUCUGCCAGGAAAGGAAGUUCUGCUCGAUAUCCACGACGGUGAGUUCAUGAUCGUCACCGACGGAUACCGUGCCCGUAUCUUCUCUAGCCAGUCCUACUACGACAACACGGUCGGUCUGUGCGGUACCAACAACAAGCAAGGUGAAGAUGACUUCGUUACCCCGCGUCAAUGCAUUAUGCGCAAACCGGAACUGUUCGCCGCUUCCUGGGCCGUCACUGGACAGGAAUGCUCUGGCCCAGCCAAGGCUUUCGCGAUCGCCUCGGAACAAAAGCAGAAGGAACAGUGCGUGAAGGUCGAACAUCUGUACGGCAAUGUGAUCAGCGAGACCGAAGCUGGACGCAAACGUUAUCGCUACUACAACCACAACGUUGAAUCUUCCAGCUCUUCGUCCGAGUCCGAUUCUUCCUCUUCGUCGUCGAGCAGCUCCCAGUCUCGUAGCGAUUCUUCGUCUUCGUCUUCUUCGGAAUCAAGCGAACAUGAUCCAUCCCAGCAGAAGUACACCGAAAAGAGCUGCGAAACCAAACACCAGGUUCAAGUAGUUGAACAGGAAGGAAAGAUCUGCUUCACCCUCCGUCCUCUUCCGGCCUGCAGCUCUCUUUGCCAAGCUGUCAAAUCUGAAGGCAAAUACGUUGACGUCUACUGUACCGAGUCAACCAACGCGGCUGCUCAAAUGUACAAGAAGCAAAUCCUCAAGGGAGCCAAUCCUGACAUGAGCAACAAGACCCCAUCGAAGACGAUCAAAUUCAACGUCCCCAAGCAGUGUGUACACCGCGCUUAAGAAAAUUCAAUUUCAAUCGUUCUUUUUUUUAUUAUUAUUAUUCAGCAACGAGAAAAUCAACAAAAA